This is a messenger RNA of Strongyloides ratti, 945 nucleotides long. RefSeq names its product Splicing factor, suppressor of white-apricot homolog. The record is from RefSeq and is a predicted model, not a curated record. Bases 1 to 945 code for a protein of 314 amino acids. The transcript is spliced from 2 exons. Gene Ontology annotation, biological process: RNA processing; mRNA 5'-splice site recognition. Gene Ontology annotation, molecular function: RNA binding. NCBI's taxonomy places the organism in Eukaryota, Metazoa, Nematoda, Chromadorea, Rhabditida, Strongyloididae.
AUGGAGGAUGUUAAAGUUAGCCCAGAGACUAGGAAUGUUGGUAUGGAUUCUGAUGAUGAUGAAUUUAUUCAAGAACCAUAUGUAUUAGAUUCACGUUUAAAACUUCCCGAUAAUAUAAUUCUCCCAAAGACAAUGAGGGAAGGAUCAAGAAUUGAAAAAACUGCUUCUUUUGUUGCUUUGAAGGGUUCACAAAUGGAAAUAUUUAUUCGUGUUAGACAGAAACAUAAUGCUUCAAAAUUUAAUUUUUUAGAUUUCGAACAUCCAUUGAAUGCUUUUUAUAAAGCUAUUAUAAAUGAAGUUAAGAAUAAUAAUUAUCAACCGAAAAAUUACACACCAAAAAGAAAAGUUCAAAAAUCUUUAUGCGAUUAUUCUUCAAGUGAUAAUGAUGAUAGUAAUUCUUAUCUUCAUCCAACUCUUGUCAAAAAACCAAAAAAGCAUGAGCAAAAGGCACCUAUUGGACCAAUGUGUGAAAAAGAAGCAAACUUUAUAAUUCAUAAAGAAGUUAAUGAUAAAGCUAAAGUUUUAAUGAAACAAAAGUAUGACAUCACACAGGGGAAAGAUAUGUAUUCAAAAUUAUUUAAAAAUCUUGUUGAUCAUGCAAAGACAGAGUCUUCUGAUACUUCUCAAAAAGUUGAAGAAAAUAGUGAAUCAAAAGAUUAUUAUGAAUGGUAUACUUCAGUUUACAAAAUUCGUCAUUCUCUAGAACCAACGACACUACCUCCAAUAUUUGAUCCACCAAAAGCGCUUCAAAAUAUUAUCAAUUCUGCUAUCAAUUACAUCAUAACAAAUGGAAUAGAAGCUGAAAGAAAAUUGCUAGAAGCUAAUCCAGCAUUAACAUUCCUUCUUGAAGGAGAUCCUAAUUAUUUUUAUUACCAAUUAAAAUUAAAGCAAAAACAUAUUGAUAUGGGUAAAUGGAAUGGUAAUAAAAAGACUGAAACUUUGUGA